Messenger RNA from Mastomys coucha (southern multimammate mouse), 6942 nucleotides. It is a transcript of the gene Rab27b, whose product is annotated as RAB27B, member RAS oncogene family. The transcript is spliced from 6 exons. Gene Ontology annotation, cellular component: melanosome; secretory granule. Lineage: Eukaryota; Metazoa; Chordata; Mammalia; Rodentia; Muridae. The coding region runs from base 388 to 1044 and encodes 218 amino acids. Gene Ontology annotation, biological process: melanosome transport; positive regulation of exocytosis. Gene Ontology annotation, molecular function: GTPase activity; GTP binding. The record is from RefSeq and is a predicted model, not a curated record.
AGUCACCAGCCAGACUGGCUCGAGGUGAGCCAGGCACAUCCGCGUUAGGACUCAGGGACACGCCUUCUUCUCACACAAACCUUCCUGAUCCCAGCUGCCUAGGCGGGACUCCAGGGUGGUGCUACCAGCCUUGCCACUUGCAGUCUUGACAGGCAAAGGUUGGGGACCGCGUCUGGGCCUUUCACCGAUCGGGAGCCACAGGUUGCAGACGCAGGGAGGGAGCCUUGCCCAUGACCGUGACUCUGUGAGGCUGGCUACCGGUGCGCGGUGGUUGCUGGUGGGUCCCCGGAGCUCGGGAAGACCGGAGCUGCUCCCGAAACCUGACACCAGCUCCCUCGCUGUCCCCGCUGCCCCCGCUCCGCGGGCUGGCCCGACAAGACCAUCACUAUGACUGAUGGAGACUACGAUUAUCUGAUUAAACUCCUGGCCCUUGGAGACUCAGGGGUGGGGAAGACAACAUUUCUCUACAGAUACACAGACAAUAAAUUCAAUCCCAAGUUCAUCACCACAGUAGGAAUAGACUUUCGGGAAAAACGUGUGGUUUAUGACACACAAGGAGCAGAGGGAGCUUCGGGAAAGGCGUUUAAGGUACAUCUGCAGCUUUGGGACACUGCUGGACAAGAGCGGUUCCGGAGUCUCACCACCGCCUUCUUCAGAGAUGCCAUGGGCUUCUUACUAAUGUUUGACCUCACCAGUCAACAGAGCUUCUUGAAUGUCAGAAACUGGAUGAGCCAACUGCAGGCGAAUGCCUACUGUGAAAACCCAGACAUAGUAUUAAUUGGCAACAAAGCAGACCUGCCAGACCAAAGGGAAGUCAAUGAACGACAAGCUCGGGAGCUGGCUGAAAAAUACGGCAUACCAUACUUCGAAACAAGCGCAGCGACAGGACAGAAUGUAGAGAAGUCAGUGGAAACGCUUCUGGACUUAAUCAUGAAGAGAAUGGAAAAGUGUGUCGAGAAGACACAGGUUCCGGACACUGCCAACGGUGGAAAUUCUGGAAAGCUGGAUAGGGAAAAGCCAGCAGAAAAGAAAUGUGCCUGCUAGACACUCAGAGGAACCAGUGAUGGAGAGCCCACCCAAAUCCCUUGUCCUGACAGAAUGGCAAACCACAACGUUGUUGUUGAGUAGUAGCUCAUGAGCAAUGGCAUGUCUUUCUCCCCUGACCCUAAUCUAUUUUAAUAAAGCAGAUUAGUCAUAGUGUUAUAAGAACUGUACUGUUAUCCUGAGUCCCCCCCAAACAAAAAUCAAAGGUGUCCUAAGGUGAUCUCACCAUUGUGAAUGCUCAGUUGUAUUUUUAUAAGGUUGUGUCUAUGGAAAAACAAAAGGAUCGGUGAGUUUUAAAUGAAAGCACAGAUCACUGCCUGGAGAAAGGAAGAGGCUGACUAAAGGGAGAAUAUGAAAGGAUGAUUUCUGUUUUUAUUUACUUAUGUGGAGUAUGACUCAUACUUCUUCUAUAUUUGCACUGAGGAAGACAUAUUCCUAAAAAUGGACACAUAACGAAGAGUGCUCUGUGACUUAUGAAGAGUGACUGUGUCUGCCCAGGUACCUGUACCAAGUUACUGAUAAAGUCGUGGGUGUGUGAGUGGCAGGCUUCUCUAGGAACUUGUGUAAUUAUGCCAUUUUUAUAUUCCUAAGAAAUGGCAGAGAGACAAGAACAGGACCAUGGAUGAAAAAAGUAUGAGGGAAAUUGAAACAUGGUAGAAAAUGAAACAUGGGUAUAUGGUGUUUGAACAAGUUCAAUGAAAUGGAUCUUUGAGAUAAGUCUGAGAGAGAGAGAGAGUUACUUAGACAAAUGUCACUGAAGCAGAUUAGAGGCUUAGUACCACCAGUUUGGAUUGACAAAGCCUUCAGAGGCUCCUACUCAAAUGAUCCAAACCUUUAACAUCCAUUUCUGAUGGUGCCCAAGUUCACAUUUUAUUUUUAUUUUUUAUCAAAUUCUUAGAAAGAAUCACAAGAAAAGAUAAAGCAUUUUUAUUGUAUAUAUCUUACAAGUGAAAUAAAGAAAACUUAAGGUUUAGUCUUACAGUUUCUAAAUGCAUAAUUUGUUGAUGAGAGAAAACACAGUGAUUAUUAAUUAUGGCUUUUACUUCAUUUUAGAAAAGCACUAGAAAUUCUAAAUUUACUUUUCCUCUAGACCACACGUAACACCUGCCUUGAAGCUGUUACAGGAAUGAAGGUGUGUUCAUGGGUCAAUAAUGUCAAAAUAAUUAUGGACCAAUAACUAUGGUCACCCUAAAUUUUCAUGCCAUCAAUCACCAAGACUUGAUACCACAUUCUUUAUAAUAACCUUCUCAUUUUGCCAAAAGGAAGUCUGACUAUAGUUGAGGUGUACUUGAAAACUUAGCAGGAAUAGAGCUGUGUUUCAGUUCAUCAAAACUACAGUCAAUGUUUUGUUUUCCUGAAAGCUAUCUUUUUUUUUCUAGAAUAAAUCACAGAUAUUCUUAUCAUUGUGAAAUCUCAUUGUAUUGCUUUUUAUUAAUUGUAAUUUGGGAUACAUAUAAGCCAAUCUUAUAAAAGUAAUAUUUUAAAUUGUCAAUCAAUUUUAUCAAUAACAAAGACAAUAAUAUACUGUUAAUAAAGACAAAUUGCUUCAAGUUUUCUGUUUUCAUAGUGAGCUUACAAUUUGUGACAGGAAACUUUCUCAUCUUUUGAAACAUUUUUCAAUCUCAAACUUUUGCAUGCCUUGCCUCCUUUAAAAGUUACAAACAUUAUAAAAUAAAAUCCAGGGCCAUAUCCAACUUCUUCCUGCUGUUGAGUCAGACUGUCCAAGGACAUGUCUACACAAAAUGUUUUUAAGACAAGUUAGAUCCAUAACUGUGCCACUAAGCCACACAAUUUGGAGGCUUAGAUGGGAUUCACCCUUAGUACAAUUUUCAGUAUGAACAGCUCAGCAUUCAAGCUUGUACAAUUCAUUUUCCAUUAUGAUUCUCUUCAAUUCUCACUGGCUGGGAUCCUCUCCUGGUCUCAGGGUCUGUGCCAUAAGUAGGUAGACAGCUAACAGUCAAUUUUUCAAUGUGUCUUCUGGAAGCUACGUGGAAAGAAAUGACCAUGGCUAUGGCAAAAUCUGGUGAAUGUCAUGAGCUCACUAUAUCUAUUUCCUGUUUCGAUUCAAGUCAUCCCGGUAUUUCCAUAACAGAGAAUGGUGAGUCCUGUGAUGGUGAAGGAAUUUCAUUUUUCUAUCUCUCAGCUUAUCAUUGUGGCACAGUUACAUAGUCAGUUACAUAAAUGGCUUGCUUAUACAAAAAAAAAUUAGGAAGAGUCAUUGUGAAAAUAAGUAUUUUUCACGAUUUGUUUGAAGAGCAUUGUUGCUAACUAGCAUGAAGCAUAGGGCAAUGAUGCCUGUAAAUAUGAAAAUGUGUCUGUAAGAGUAACAGCUAUUGGGUAAUAAGCUCAAGAGGGUUGACAUUUCAAACUGCCGAAAAUGAAAAUAUUCUAGUUAUUAAACACUUGGUCUAGAAAUACUUCUGUCUGUAAAUUUUUUCAUCCGACCUUGAAAUCUACUUGGUCAUGGCUAAAGUGUUACUCUCCUAUGAUUUUCAGAUUCUAGUUCUAGAUACUUCAUUAUAUAACUUUGAAUUGAUCUGGCGCCAUGAAUAUUUUACUUUAAAGAACUAUGUAUCUCUUUUAUCCCACCACAAUAUAUAUCUGUAGCUAAGAUACUUUCUCUUAAUAAUUACCUCCCAAAUGCUUUUAGCAAACCAAUUGUAUUUUUGAGAGGUAUCUAAUGUACAUGACACUUCUUUCUGAUACGUGCUCAGGUCUAGAGUGUUUAUACUGGUUGAUGUUUACACAGCUUGAACCCAGUGCCUCAAACUCCUCUGUGACCAGUUUUGCAUCCAAGCACAUAACUCAUUCUCUCUACUCUGAUGUCUCUGAAGAGCCUCACAUAGACAGUGAUAUGGCCGAACCAUCUGAUAUUGUUAGCAAAGGAUGCAAAAAUAUUCUUGGGAUCUGAAGACAAUUGCUGUCCUCUCCUAACCUGUCACAGAUUAGCAAUUGCUUGAAAAUCAGCUACAAAUUGGUACAACGUUAUUUUAAUUUUAUAUAAGACUGGUCUUCUGAAAAAUAUAUAAAACAGUGGUGAGAACAUAGUGCUGGUCUUGUUCUGAUUGUGGUAACGAGCCGUGACCAAGUGGAGAAAAUGCUAUGCGUUGGGAAAUGAACUUGUAUCUCUCCAUAAUGGUUUCAACAUUUAAACUUUACUACUUUAGCCAAUUUAUUGCAAACAAAAAAAGCAAAAAAAAAAACAAAACAAAACAAACAAACAAAUAAAACCACAGAACUGGCAUUUUCUAACGUAUCUAGUCUGUUAAUUUUUAACCACAUAAGGCAUUCUAUGCAUCUGUGGGUGCCUUUGUUUUACUGUACAUUUAUUGAUUGUUAGCCUGUACAGAUAGGAUGAUAGGGCAAGAAUUCUUCUAAUCAAUGUUUAAUUGUCCUUUGUAUAAAAAAAAAAAAAAAACCAAAAAACCAAAAACAAAAACUUGCCCAUAAACAACUGCAUGACAAUAUUAAAAAUCUGUAACAAGAGCCUCAUUCCAAAGACAUUUAAGCUCCAGAGUAAGUCUAUUGGGAAUCAGCAGAUUAUAUGUACCUGGGGCAUCUUCUCAAUUAGUGCCCAGGGGCAUCAGAUAGAGGCAGCUCUGUGUGGAAAAUGCAAUGUUUCUAGAGAGGGUGAACAUCCUGAAAGCACCUGUGAAGGGGACCGUACCUCUCUGCUCUUAGGGGGAAAAAUGCCUUCCUUGCUGUGUAUCACCCAAUAUUUAAGGACAAUUUGUCACUCAGAGGAUGUUAGAGUUAUAUUCCAACAUUCAACCUAUAAAGAAGUACCAUUUCUAACCUCUGGUUUGCUGAAAUGUGGAGUAACUCUAUAAACAUCUGGAGAUGGGCAAGCUAGGAUGUAGGGCCUCUGGAUAGUAUAUGUGAGAACUGAGGUUUGAUCCUCAGGUAACAAAGAGGGUGGAGAGGAGAGGAGGAGCUAAUUUUAGCCAAAGUGAUAGAAAACCUGAUUUUCAUCUUCUACUACCAAGUUUUACAACAUUGAAAGUGGCCUAGUAACUCUGAGUAUUUUAAAGAAAGCUUUAUCAGUUUUUGAAGAUGUCAAGAAACUAGCUACAGUUGCCUAAGAACUGUAUCUAUUGUAUUUUCCUCUUGCUAUUCUAUCACAGUGAUGUCAGCUCAUUUCUGAGGUGACUUCAGAGAUCUGAGGCCUGACAUUAAGUAGGGAGUCGUAACUGAGUGUUAAUCUCAGUGUCUGUCUCAUAGUGUAGAAAUGACAAGCAAUGCUGGCUAUACAGAAAAUGUUAUAAAAAUUGUCAUUGAAUUCUUGAAUGGUAUCCAAUCAUGGUGACACUGCUGAUCAAAAGUUAUGAACAGAAAUAAGAGUGACAGCUAGCUAAGACAAGCUUUUCAAUAUAGGAGAAAAUGAAGGUGGCUAUAGGUUGACUUGGGUGGAGGAAGAAAAGAUUUUUUAAACUAAAUCCAUGGAAAUAUUUUAUUGUUAUUCUGAUCUGUUUAGUGGAGUUUAUGCCCUUAUAACUAAGUAAAUAAAAAUAUAUGACUACCAAAUAUUUAAGAUACUUACAAAUAUUUUAUUUACUACAUAUGAAUCUGAUAUUCUUAAUAAAGUAUUACUUUCCAUUCUCCAGCAGUAACAUUUAGAAAUUCUUUACAGAAGCUUUCUCUGUACCAACAGUUUAUGGCUGAGAUGUUUUGUAAUUUCAUAUGUGAAAAAAAAUCAUUAAUCAAAGAAUAAGGAAGAAGCAAGGUAAAACAGUCCUAAACUGAUGGAACUAUUUAAUAGGAUGCCAACUCUUAGAGAAUACCCAUGGUUUAAAUGUAUUUUGUUGCUUCCUUCCCUUUCUGAGAGGUCCUGACCAUUAUGGCGAGCACCCCUUCGCUGACUUGGUCUUUCAAGAUCCUUAGUAGGUCUUACAGGAGCCAGUUUACCUGACCUUAACUGAAUGGAUCCCCUAUUUAACCAGCAGCCGUUGUCCUCAUGCCAAACACUGUAUAGUAAGAGACUCAGUCAUGUAUGCUUAUCGUUUUGUUCCAUGCAAUUCUUGUUUCCUGAUGCUCUUUAAUGGAGAAUCCAUUGUAUAAAGGAAAAUGGCCAGAAAUAAGAACUGCAAGACCAUGUGACUUUGCGCUUACAGAGCUUAACAAACUGAGUAACUCAUAAGGUUCAAGUUACAUUCAAGUGAAAGGUACAACAAAAACUUUCAUAGACAGAUACCAUUAUCAUUAACUAAGAAUAAUAAAUGUGCUCCUAUCCUGGGUCACGUGUCAUGCUAAGAUGUUUAGUGUGGCCAUCACAGUAAUUGUAGUAGGACAGCUAAAUGGACAUUCACUGUGUUUGAUUCAAAAUGUAUAAUGUAUCUUAUUGUUGGAAAAAUAUGAGCUCUGUUUCCAUUAACAUGUCAUCUUGUAUUUCUUUCAAGGAAACCACUUAGGUUCAAUGUAGGAUAGUACAGGUUGGUUGAAAUCCCAUGUGCAAAUAAAAUUUUAUGUCUGAAGGAUUCUUGUAUUUGAACAUAAGAAAAAUAAACUAUCCUGCUUUACUUUAUGUGCAGAAAUGAGACGUUCUAACAAUACUGAAGUGCUUCAUGGGGUCUCGGCAGUUCACUUUCUAGUAGUAAUAUCCACCUUUUUAACCUGAGCAUGUUUGUUUUGUCUGCUUUCUAUACAGAACUCAGUUUUGUCUGAUGAUUUAAAUGUAACCCAAGACUUUCAGCGUGGAUUAUUUAAUGUGUUCCUGAAGAGGCUGUGGUUCCCGACACAAGUGCUGUCAGGUCAUUAUUUGUUGUAUCAAAGUUCCAGUGGCUUCAGCAGUCAUAGCAUCCCUUGACUUUGAGGUGUCUGGGUUUGCAUCGUGUUGUUGACACCUGUACUUAGUGCUUGUUCCUGCACACCUUUCAAAUAAAAACACGUUUUUAUCAAGUA